Molecule: messenger RNA, 1720 nt
Organism: Camponotus floridanus (Florida carpenter ant)
Lineage: Eukaryota; Metazoa; Arthropoda; Insecta; Hymenoptera; Formicidae
Product: probable cytosolic Fe-S cluster assembly factor AGAP009023
Exons: 8
Coding region: 170-1618 (482 amino acids)
Biological process (GO): iron-sulfur cluster assembly
Cellular component (GO): cytosolic [4Fe-4S] assembly targeting complex
Molecular function (GO): 4 iron, 4 sulfur cluster binding
Source: RefSeq, a predicted model, not a curated record
UUCCUCCCACAGAACAAUAUAGGAGUACUAUAUAUAUGAUUGAUCGUAAAUAAAGGAGAACAUUUUUUGCAUUGGAAUUUGGUGAAAAUAUUCUUUAUUUUUUUGCUGUAUACAAAUUUUACUUUUGGCUCGAGUAAAAUAUUCGUAUAAGAAUUAAAUUUGGAUAAAAAUGGCAUCACGAUUUAGUGGAGCAUUGCAGAUUACAAAUUUGGAUGAUUUUAUCACUCCAUCACAGGAAUGCAUUAAACCUAUAGAAAUGCAAUCAAGCAAAAGCAAAACAGGUGCAAAAAUAAAAAUACAAUCGGAUAACUUGGCUAUUAAUGAAAUUAGGCAAUCUGAAAAAUUACAAAAAGUUGAAAUCACACUCGCAGAUUGUUUAGCAUGUAGUGGUUGCAUUACAUCUGCUGAGAGUGUGUUAGUUACUCAACAAAGUCAAGAAGAAUUGCUUAGAGUAUUUCAGGAUAAGUUAGCUCAACAGAAUACAGGAAGUACAAAUAUCAAAUAUAUAGUAGUGAGUCUAUCAGUGCAACCUGUAUUGUCACUGGCACAACAUUAUGAACUUACACCUGAGCAAACUCUCAGUAAAUUGGCAGGUUUCUUCUAUAAAUUAGGAGCCGAUGCAGUACUAGAUAUGACUGUGGCCGAUGAUUUUGUUUUGUUAGAAGCUGCAAAAGAAUUCGUUGAGCGUUAUAAAGCUAAUAAAGAAGGCAUCAAAAAUCAAUUACCGAUGCUAUCUUCUUCUUGCCCAGGUUGGGUAUGUUACGCAGAGAAAACUCAUGGAAACUUUAUAUUACCAUAUAUAAGUGUUACAAAAUCACCUCAACAAAUUAUGGGAUCUUUAGUAAAAUAUCACUUAGCUGAAAAUAUGGGUCUUUCACCAGAACAAAUAUAUCAUGUAACUGUAAUGCCUUGUUAUGACAAAAAAUUGGAAGCUUCUAGAGAAGAUUUUUAUAACCAGCAAAAAGGGACAAGAGAUGUAGAUUGCGUCAUAACAUCAAUUGAAUUGGAACAAAUGCUCAAUGAAGAUGGUCUAGUAUUAAACGAAAUAGAUGAAGGUGAAAUCAAACAACCAUUUGGUUCCUAUAAUAAAGAAAACGAAAACAGAUUAUGGGGUCAUAGUGGAUCGGGAUCAGGUGGUUACGCGGAUUUUAUUUUCCGUUAUGCAGCAAAGAAUCUUUUUGAUGAGGAGAACGUUGUGAUAAACUUUAAAAAUCUUAGAAAUCCCGACUUCCAGGAAGCAGAAUUGAAGCGAAAUGAUCAGGUGUUAUUAAAGUUUGCUAUUAUUAAUGGAUUCAGGAAUAUACAAAAUAUAGUUCAGAAGGUGAAACGAAGCAAAUGCGUUUAUGAUUAUGUGGAAAUUAUGGCAUGCCCAUGUGGUUGUUUAAAUGGUGGAGCACAAAUAAGACCUGAAGGAAAUGUUCAACCCCGAGAACUUGCAUCGAUAUUAGAAAAUGUUUAUCAUAAACUUCCAUCGAGCAGACCCGAGGAAAACAAAGUGGUGCAGAAUUUGUAUAAAACUUGGUUGGGAGGAGAACAUACAGACAAAGUUAGCGCAUAUUUCAGUACACAAUAUCAUGAGAUACAAAAGAUGAAUACAGCACUUGCAAUAAAGUGGUAAUUUAGUAAUAACAAUAUCAUAUGUGAUUAUGCAUAUGUGUAUUUUAUAUAAUGGAUUUACUUUCUAAAAUUAAUUUACUUUUACGAUUGUAUAAUAACAAAA